AUGGCUGAAGAAGAAAUUCCACGCUCCGUAGAUGAUUUAACUCAUGAGGAAGUCAAUGAAAAAUUACAGCACAUGAAUGAAUUAUUUUCAAAAUUUAAAGACAACUCAGAAGUUGAUACUGUUCAUGCUAACCGUUUAUUACAAGUAUUGCAAGUCUUUGGUAAAAAUCCAUCACAAAUUGAAUGUAACAAACGAGUUGAGGCACUCAAAGGAGAUGAAAUAUUCGAAUUAACCUUGGAAGAUUUCAUAAAAAUACUCGAUGAACCAUGGACAUCGAUUAAUAAUGAUCGAAAUAUAAUUCAUAAAGCAUUCGAUAAAUUCGAUCAUGAAAAAGACGGUUAUAUUGAUAUUGAAAAAUUUCGAGAAAUCAUGCGUACACUUGGUGAACCAUUAUCCGAUGAAGAAAUCGAUGAUUUUAUUCAAUUAGGUGUAAAUGAACAGCACAAAAAACUUGAUAUUGAACGUUUACUCAAUGAAUUACUUGGAAAAGAAGAACGAUAA
Messenger RNA from Rotaria socialis, 501 nucleotides. The record is from the annotation of a GenBank genome assembly. Lineage: Eukaryota; Metazoa; Rotifera; Eurotatoria; Philodinida; Philodinidae.